AUGACUACGUAUGAUGGAAAUUUGAACGUCACUAGUGUUAAAAAGAUUCAGCACCUAUUUGCCAAUAUGGAUUCAAAACUUGUUGAGCUAGCCGAAAAUAUUAAACAACGCGGGCGAGGUGGGACUCAUCCCUUAUUUAAGGAGACUGGUUUGGAAUUCACAAUGCCGAAAUUUCCCAUAGAGCGGAAAGAAAUGGCGGACCAUAUAUUGGAGCUUCAAACCAGCAUGCUCAAACCCCAAGACCAUCUUUCAAUCGAUGAUGGGAGUAUGCUAGACGGGUUCAAUGGAACUCAAUCAGAUCAAUUUGUUUUGCAAAAUUUUUCUUCAGGCGCAUUUUUACCAGAAUUUACUUCGCAGUCUUCGUCCGAUUCCCUUUCGGAUAAGUUUCGAAAAUUGCAUUCAUUUUCUCCAAUCGUUUCAAAUGGAGCAUUCUUCUGUUCCGAUGUUAAUGAAGCAUCUCUAAAAGUAAUUCUUCAUCAUAUUUAUUUGUUGUACUAUCUUAUCUGUCAUGCUUAUAUUAUUGUGGUUGAUUUCUUUCCAGCUGAUAAAACAGGAAAUUAA
Protopolystoma xenopodis is the source of this 561-nucleotide messenger RNA. Lineage: Eukaryota; Metazoa; Platyhelminthes; Monogenea; Polystomatidea; Polystomatidae. The record is from the annotation of a GenBank genome assembly.